Phytophthora nicotianae INRA-310 is the source of this 522-nucleotide messenger RNA. RefSeq lists its product as hypothetical. The record is from RefSeq and is a predicted model, not a curated record. Lineage: Eukaryota; Oomycota; Peronosporomycetes; Peronosporales; Peronosporaceae. The transcript has 2 exons. The coding region runs from base 1 to 522 and encodes 173 amino acids.
AUGGAAGGGACUCCAGCUACAAACAGUAGCUGUGAUGUCGGCGUGCAAGCUCCGGGAGUUGACACGGGCUCCGCUGAAAGGCGUCCAGCUGACAAUAGUGCGUCAACUCCGGGAGUUGAUGACGCGACAAGCAGUGCUGCCGGUUGCAAACGCCCAGCACCGAAAAUGCUUAUGUGCUCACGUGCAGCCGGGCUGCACGACGAAGGGGAAUGCAAUCAAACCGGACUUGAUCAUUCACGUCCGCGGGAACAAUACGCGGACGGUUACAAAAAUAACGGAAAUUCAUCCAAGGCCGGGCCUGGACGAGAAACACGUGAAGCCGGGCUUCACAAGAAAAGAGAGCGCAAGCGACGAAAUCUGCGCAAGUGUCGUUCCGGGACCGAGACGCUACAAUCGGUGUCUGCCGAGCAGACACCAGAACAGACAUCGAGCGUCGAGACGUUGAACGUCUUGACGCGAACCCGUACUGGUAUCCAGUACCGGUCGAUGACAUUGGAGAAUCCUCCGAAGAGGUCUGUUUGA